AUGAUGGUAUGUUCAUCAAAUGUAUUGAUACUAUAUUAUUCCUUUUCUAACCAUUUUAUAGGUGUUGGUAAAUCAAGCUUAAUCACUGCUUUGAUCAAAGAUACAUUUGUGCCCAAUAUUCAAUCAGUUUUACCUGCCAUUACAAUUCCAAGGGAUUUUUCGUCUUCUCCAUACUCCCCAAAUGCUACAGUACUGGUUGAUACCAAUUCUCAAGAUAUUCCAGCCUUACAAAAAGAAAUUAGAAGAGCUGAUGUUAUUUGGCUGGUAUACAGUGAUCAUUAUACAUACGAACGUAUUUCAUUAUAUUGGAUGAACAUUUUCAGAUCUCUUGGUGUGAAUUUACCAGUGGUUUUAUGUGCUAACAAAUCAGAUCUUUCAACAUCUUUGGACUCGGACAGAACUAUUUCAGAUGAAUUUAUUCCAAUAUUGAAAGAAUAUAAAGAAGUUGAAUCAUGCAUAAGGUGUAGUGCAAAAGAUAAAUACAAUGUUAGUCAAGCGUUUUAUCUCUGUCAAAGAGCAGUGACACAUCCAAUAUCACCAUUAUUUGAUGCUAAAGAAGGUAAUUUAAAACGAAAUGCUACUGCUGCCUUGUCAAGAAUAUUUUUUUUGUGUGAUAAAGAUCAAGAUGGAUUUUUAGAUGAAUCUGAAUUUUUAGCAUUACAAAAGAAGUGCUUCGGGAGAAGUUUAGAUAUUAACGAUCUUGCUGAUAUUAAGCAAGCUGUAAACCAGGUUAAGGAAGGAACAUUUGGCUUAAGAGGAUUGACAGAAGAAGGUUUCAUAAUAUUGAACAAGAUUUUCGCUGAGAAGGGAAGACACGAAACCACUUGGGGGAUACUACGUACUUUCCAUUAUACUGAUUCUCUUUCUUUGAAUGAUAAAUUUUUAUAUCCUGUGCUAGAUGUUCCAAGUACUUCAAGUGUUGAAUUAAGUCCUAUUGGAUAUAGAUUUUUUGUUGAUUUAUUUUUAUUGUUUGAUAAGGAUAAUGAUGGUGGUUUAAAUGAAGAAGAAUUACAAUCAUUAUUCAAACCAACACCUGGUGUACCAAGAGAAUGGAUAGAAACUAAUUUCCCACAAACAACAGUAAGAAACGAACAAGGUUAUGUCACACUUCAAGGUUGGUUAGCUCAAUGGAGUAUGACUACAUAUCUAGAUUAUAAAACAACGUUAUCAUAUCUAGCAUAUUUGGGAUUUGAGAGUGCCGCAAAAGGUGGCACCACUGUUGCUUUAAAAGUCACCAAACCAAGAAAGGAAAGGGUCAGAUCUGGUAAAAAUUAUAGAAUCCCAGUAAAUGAUCGUUCUGUGUUCAAUUGUUAUGUAUUGGGUAGUUCAGGUAGUGGUAAAUCAUCAUUAUUAGAAGCAUUAUUAGGGAGACAAUUUAGUGAAAUCUAUAACCCAACUAUAAAACCAAGAAUUGUUGUUAAUAGCGUUGAAUUGAAAGGUGGUAAACAAGUUUAUUUAAUUUUGGAAGAACUGGGUGAAUUAGAACCUGCAAUUCUUGAUAAUCAAUCAAAACUUAACCAAUGUGAUGUUUUAUGUCUGACAUAUGAUUCAUCAGAUCCAAAUAGUUUCCACUAUCUUGUUGAACUAGGUCAAAAACAUUCUUUGAUAUCAAGUGUUCCUUCAAUUAUAGUUGCAUUGAAAGCUGAUUUAGAUAGGCAACAACAAAGAUGUGAUAUCCAGCCAGAAGAAUACACUACUUCUUUGAACAUUCCAUCACCACUUCAUAUAUCAUCAGCAUGGCCUAGCUCUUUGACAGAGUUAUUUGUUCAAUUAGUUGAAGCAUCCAACGCUCCUGCUUCUGCUACGCCAGGUCUUGAACCGGAAGUUCCAAAUGAUAACCUUCAAAACGUUGUAUUGGCUACAUCUGCGGUUGGAUUUAUGAGUAUCAUGUCAUUAUGGAUCUGGAAGAUGAGUAUGCAACAAAAAUAG
Molecule: messenger RNA, 1929 nt
Organism: Hansenula ciferrii
Lineage: Eukaryota; Fungi; Ascomycota; Saccharomycetes; Phaffomycetales; Wickerhamomycetaceae
Gene: GEM1
Product: ERMES complex Ca(2+)-binding regulatory GTPase GEM1
Exons: 1
Coding region: 1-1929 (642 amino acids)
Biological process (GO): signal transduction; mitochondrion organization
Cellular component (GO): plasma membrane; mitochondrial outer membrane
Molecular function (GO): GTPase activity; calcium ion binding; GDP binding
Source: RefSeq, a predicted model, not a curated record